This is a messenger RNA of Sciurus carolinensis (gray squirrel), 5423 nucleotides long. RefSeq names its product Rho guanine nucleotide exchange factor 38 (gene Arhgef38). Gene Ontology annotation, molecular function: protein binding; guanyl-nucleotide exchange factor activity. The record is from RefSeq and is a predicted model, not a curated record. Bases 134 to 2470 code for a protein of 778 amino acids. Gene Ontology annotation, cellular component: cytoplasm. Lineage: Eukaryota; Metazoa; Chordata; Mammalia; Rodentia; Sciuridae. The transcript is spliced from 14 exons.
GUAACCCUGGAGGAAAGCCGUUUAGUUAGAAAGGGGCAGUUAAACUCCCCACUCCAGUAGCUUUCACCUUCACCCUGAAGCACCUUAGCAACCACGGUUGCCUGCAAACCGCUGAAGGUAGUCUUUGCCCCAGAUGGAUCCCAAAGAAGCCACUGGUAAAGAAAACAUGGGCACCAAGAGGAAGAACCUGACUUUCUUGAGGCCCAGGAUGUACAUGCUGGAGAGACGGAAGACUGACACUGUGGUUGAGAACAGUGUUUCUGGGGACCACUCUGGUACUUUGCGGAGGAGCCAGUCUGACAGAACUGAAUACAACCAGAAAUUACAAGAAAAGAUGACUCCACAGGCUGAGUGUUCUGCAACUGAGACGCCAACCCCAGAGGAAGAGCAUCAGAGAAGGAAGAUGAUGGCAAAGCGAGCAAAAAUCAUCAAGGAGCUGAUCCAGACAGAAAAGGAUUAUCUCAAUGAUCUGGAGCUGUGUGUUCGGGAAGUGGUUCAGCCCCUAAGACACAAACAGAUUGACAGGCUGGACGUGGAGAGUUUGUUUAGCAACAUUGAAUCUGUGCAUCAGAUAUCAGCCAAGCUGCUGUCCUUGUUGGAAGAGGCCACAACUGAUGUGGAACCGGCCACACAAGUAAUCGGAGAGGUAUUCUUGCAGAUUAAAGAGCCACUGGAAGAUAUAUAUAAAAUUUACUGCUAUCACCAUGAUGAAGCGCAUAGUGUGUUGGAGUCCUAUGAAAAGGAGGAAGAGCUGAAGCAACAUUUGAGCCACUGUAUCCAGUCCUUAAAGAAAAUAUAUGUGCAAGAAGGCAAACCGAACUUAUUGGACAUGGGCUCUUUGAUGAUCAAACCAAUUCAGCGUGUGAUGAAGUACCCCCUAUUACUGUGUGAACUUCGGAAUUCUACCCCUCCUUCUCACCCAGAUUUCAAAGCACUGGAGGAUGCCUUUGCUGCUGUGAAGGACAUUAAUGUGAACAUCAAUGAAUUUAAAAGAAGGAAAGAUUUAGUUCUAAAAUACAAGAAGAAUGAUGAGGACGAAUCUCUUAAAGACAAAUUAUCUAAACUAAAUAUUCAUUCAAUUAGCAAGAAAUCAAAAAGAGUGACAAAUCAUCUAAAGAUUCUGACCAGAGGAGAAUCACAGGUGAAAGAUAAUACCUUUAACAGAGAAGAAAAGAUGUUUAGAGCCUUAGAAAAGACUGUGAGGCAUUGUAUGAAGAAUAUUUCAUUCUGUCUCCAACAUGUACAGGAUGCCUUGCCCAUUGCUCUCCAGGGUGUGCGGGAGCUCCAGGAGAUUUCCUACAACAAAGAUGAGGAGGAGAGGGGCUCUUCAGAGACUCUGAGUAAUGCUUCAAAUCCCUGUCAUGACUUUGCAUCUCACUUGCAGAGACUGGUCCUGAACCCCCUGUCAGCCCUGCUGUCCUUAUUUCCAGGACCUCAGAAGCUCAUCCAGAAACGCUAUGACAAACUGCUGGACUACAACAGCUAUCUGCAGCGGUCAGCAGGAGAUGAGUCAGACUUGGCCAAAAAGGAAUAUGAGGCCCUCAAUGCCCAGCUGGUGGAAGAGCUCCAGGUGUUCAACCAGGCUGCUCGGGAGAUUCUGUUGAACUGUCUGUGCAGUCUCAUCACCCUCCUCAGGGACCUGAUGUUUGCGGCACAACGGACUUACUCCACAGUUGUGCUGGCACCACUGUUGGUCUCAAGCAUCUCUGAGAUUCAGAAUCGAGUACUAGAAGAGGUUCACAAUCUGAAUUUUGUAAAGGACAACAGUGCCACCUUUAUUGAGAGGAAACUUAGUUUUGAAAAGAAGAAGCCUGUGCAGAUUCUGCCAGAAGUGCCACGUCAAACUGACACUCAUCGCUCCAAACUUCUAUCCACAUACAGUGCAGAGGAACUUUACCAAGCUAAGCGCAAGUGCAAUGCCACACAAGAGUAUGACAUCAACCUUCUGGAAGGAGAGUUGGUGGCUGUGAUGGAACAGAAGGAUCCGCUGGGGAGUACAAGCAGGUGGCUUGUUGACACAGGAAUUGUAAAAGGAUAUGUGUAUUCCUCCUUCCUAAAACCUUACAAUCCAGCAAAAGUACAGAAGGCUGAUGCUGAGAACAGGUUCUGUGAUGAUGAUUUUGACAACAUCAGCCUCUUUGUGUCUUCACGGCCAGCUAGCGACAGUGUCACAGGGACCCCAGAAGGCAGCAUAAGUGAUAGCAGCUCCUCUCUUAGUGGCACUUGUGGAAAGUUUGAAACAAAUGGCACUGAUGUUGACAGCUUUCAAGAGGUGGACGAACAGAUUUUCUAUGCAGUUCAUGCUUUUCAAGCACGGAGUGACCAUGAGCUCAGCCUUCAAGAGUACCAAAGAGUCCACAUACUUAGGUUUUGUGAUCUAAGUGGAAAUAAAGAGUGGUGGUUAGCUGAAACUCAAGGACAGAAAGGAUAUGUGCCAGCUAACUACCUUGGGAAGAUGACUUAUGCUUAAGGAAGUAAGCCUUUGACCUUCAUUUCCUGGCAAGUUGGUGAUUGACUACCUCAUAAAACUGACAUUCUGAAACUUUGGACCAGAAAGCAAGAAAGCUUCAAAUUCAUGAACUGAUACUGUACCAUGUUUUAAAAGGAAGACUGUACCUCCUAACAGGAUUAUUUCAUGAAUAUGUUAUAAAUACAUGUUGAAGGAAACACUAAGCCAACAGAACAGCAAAGCAAAUAGCCCAAGCUCCAAUUAUAAACUACUUAAAGGUAGAGAUCUUUUGAAAGAAUAAAUGUUGUUCUUUUAUCAUCAUGAAAGACUGGGUCUAAGAAUAAGGUUUUUCAAUCUACUGUAAUUUUUUUUACUGUUAUGUAUUUUGCUACAAACAUGUUUUUUGUUUUUCAUAUUAUUCACUUGCACAUAUAUAUGUUUAUAUAAAUACAUACAUAUAGCAUAUAUAUUAUGCAAUUUAGGCAAGCAAUACUUUUUUGUGUAUGUGUGUGGUACUGGGGAUUGAACCCAGACCCUCAAGCAUUCUAUGCAAAUACUCUACCACUAAGUUACAUUACCAGUCCAUGCAGUUACUACAUAUCUGUAUAAUACAGAUUAUACAAAUAUAUGUCCAAAUCAUAGCAUAUACUACAUACACAUAAUUAAAUAAACAGUAAACUAGAAGUCUUUGAUAUAGAAUCUUUCUCCAAUAUAUGUUUUGAAACCUGAAAAAUAUAUUAAUAUCUGAUAUUGAAUGUAUACUAUAUGGCACACAUUGUUCUAAAUGCUUUAUAUAUAGUAACUUAUUUAAUACACAUUAAGAGGAAACUAUUGCCCAGAGAGGCAAAGUAAUUUAGCCCAAGUAAGCAGUAGGGGCUGGGAUUCAAACCUAGCAGUCUGGUUCUAAAGUUCAGGCCACUGACUACUACACUGUGCUUCUCCAGGAAUGUAUAUAUUUGUUAUCUGCAAAGCACUUAGUGAUGUGAAUAAUGUACACUGAGGAGGACCAUUCUUCUCUCAUGCCUGUAUUUAGUAUUUAAAAGUUUUUUUAAAAUUAAGACUUAUAAGGACUUCCAUAUUACCCUAGAGAAAUGAACUAUCUAGGCUUCUUAUUUUUAUUGUUUUGCUUAACCAUCUUUGAAAGUAUAGUGGUUUAAAACCUAUCUUUCAAGAUUUCUAAUGACACUGAUGUGGAAAUAUUUUUUGGAUCACUCAGUCAUUUGGAUGAUGAAUGGGGAAUGUGUGUUCCAUGUUCUGGGCCAAGAUGUAAAUAUUUUUAGUUGCCAAUUUGUUCUUAGACAAGGCAGGCACUGAGGACAACUUUUGCUAUGACACAAUGUCCUAGGACACUGAACUUUGAGUAUUGCUCAGAGAACUGUCCUCCAAGAUUUCAGGCAUAUUUUGUCAAGACAGUUUAUUGAACUAAAGAUGAUUCUUUGAAUCAGAAAAGAUUAAAUUUGACUUUACUGAUUUCCUGUAAAUCCAAAUUAAAUUGGAUUUUCAUUGUCCAUAUAAAAUGUGCUGAUAUGACAUUAAAUAUUAAGAUUUAAUUGUUACUUUAAAAGAUUUAUUUGAACUGUAUAAUGUUACAUAUACUAUUGAGGACUACAUUAAGCAAACUGAAGAGCACUACUUUUCAGAGGCAGCUGACCUUAACAUACACAUACACACGGACAUGUAAAACCACAGAAAUUCAUAUUUUUACAUGACAGAAACAUUUGUAUUUUAAGAUAUUUUUCCUAAAAUCAUUAACCUAAACAUGGCUUUACAAAUUGUUUUGGCUUAAAAUAUUUUAUUCUUUUAAGUUGGGAACUAAUAGAAGAUACAUAGAUAUACAGGGUCUUUUAAUUAUCCUCUGUAUUCAACUUUAAAACAUUAGUAAAUUCCAGUUUUCCUAGGAUAAAGGAAAGGAAAUUCAAACUUGCUACUUGUGGAAACUAUGCAUAUGCCCCAAAACCAAAAUACUGGGGAAAUUAUGUAUGUACUAGUCUUAAUAUUCCCCACAAAAAUGAAGAAUUGUAUAAACAGCAUAGAUCUGAAAUAAUGACUAGAUGUAUAUAUGAGCAGUUUUGUCUACUGGAGUGGUUCUAGGAGUGAUGCUUCAUGGCUGACCUUUGAAGAAUCCAUAGCACCGUAAUUAUAGCUGCAGUUAGCUGCUGAGCAAGAGUUGUAAUGAAGCUACCAACUGCAGUUCCACACUAUCGUGGUGAACACAUAAUACAAUGAAUAGGCAUUACAGAACUCAUAUAAUACAUGUAUUUUGUAAGUAGUUUGACUAAAAUUAAGUAAAUUAUAAUUUUGAGAUCAGACAUUCUUUUAUUGGACUCAAGAGAAGUAAACUCUUAAGAGACCUAUGAGAUGUGUAAAUCUUCAAGAAGUUUAAAAGAUUAAACUGUUGGCAUCAGUAUAAUUAAGGCUACAUGUGCUAAUGUAAUAAUUUUGUUACAUUCUUUUUGAAAAUUAAAUAUUGUACAGGAUGGAUCUCUGAAAUAGGUAUUCUUUUUACCAAGAAUGAAGGGGAAAUUUUUGUAGCUAUUUUUCUUCCUAAAACAAAUAAACCAGUAUAUGCAUAUAUUUUACCUAGUUUUUAUUUUUAAAUAUAGAUGCUCUAAACUAAGUCUAUAUAAUAUUUUUAAAAGCAUAAAAAAAGUAACCCAAAAUUACAUGGAUGCUGAAAUUAUGUGAAAAAUUCACAAAGUCACCUUCUGAAUAUUCCUUAUAUUUCAAAGAAAUAUCUUUAAAAUAAAGGUUGAGGAGUGCUGAAGACAGAGAAUGCACAUUUUUAUCAGAGUAAUGAAGUACUACAUGACAUACUUCCAGUGCUAGGAUAUCCCAUAUUAGUCUAAUUAUAAUUUGUACUUUCAAGAUGGAUGUUAAGGGUGUAGUGGUACAUGCCUAUAAUCCCAGUAGCUCAGGAGGCUGAGGCAGGAGGAUUCUAAGUUCAAGGUCGAACUCUGCAAUUUAGUGAGGCCCU